AUGACGACCUACAUCCCAUCCCUGACGAUCCCCUCAGCUGUCCUCCAGCACCCCGCAGCAUCCGUGCUACUCCCAAUAGCUCUCGGAACAGCUGUCGGGUUUGGAACGCGCCGUACGCGUCUAGCUUCUGCCUCGUCGCACAACACCAAGCUGACUGUUUAUCCAGCGACGGAGACCCAAAAAACGUACUUGGCCUUGAAGCAGCCUCCUCUGCGACCACCACCUUGGCUAUUUGGUCCAGUAUGGACAGUCAUCUAUGGCAUUAUGGGUUACGCAUCCCACCGCAUCGCCACAAUCGGCCUCUCAUCCAUCUCCCCCGCAACCGUGGAAACGGCGCAGUCCAGUCUAACUCUCUACACGGUCCAGCUUGGCCUCAAUCUCGCCUGGAUGCCACUCUUCUUUGUGGCUAAGCGCCCCAUCGAAGCAAGCAUCGACAUUGUCACACUCAUCGGACUGAAUGGGUAUUUGGCAUAUCUUUGGGGCUCGAUUGAUGAGGUUGCUGGCUGGUGUCAGGUUCCGUAUCUAGGUUGGCUGGGCUUUGCAACGUAUUUGUGUGUUGGGGCAGGAUAUUUGAAUGGUUGGGACUUGCAUGAAAAGGAGGUGAAGCAGGAGUAG
Molecule: messenger RNA, 615 nt
Organism: Metarhizium acridum CQMa 102
Lineage: Eukaryota; Fungi; Ascomycota; Sordariomycetes; Hypocreales; Clavicipitaceae
Source: RefSeq, a predicted model, not a curated record